Molecule: messenger RNA, 2867 nt
Organism: Spinacia oleracea (spinach)
Lineage: Eukaryota; Viridiplantae; Streptophyta; Magnoliopsida; Caryophyllales; Amaranthaceae
Product: proline-rich extensin-like protein EPR1
Exons: 1
Coding region: 84-2606 (840 amino acids)
Source: RefSeq, a predicted model, not a curated record
AUUCAUUUAGCAUCACAUUCUCUAAUCCUAAUUCAUAACCCGUUUUCACUUAACAAAAUUUUCCAUUUACUUUAGAUGCUAAGAUGUAUUCAAAAGUUUUGUCAUCGAUUAUCUUCCUCCUAUGCCUCAACAUGGUGUUUUUCACUAUGGUGAGUUCCCAAAAUAUCUCACCCCCACAAGUCGAGCAUCAUAACCAAGAUCGUGGCCACAAAGGUGGAAAGUCACCGACCCCUAAGGCGUCACCACCUAGAAAGUCACCGACUCCUAAGGCGCCACCACCAGGAAAGUCGCCGACUCUAAAGCCGUCACCACCUAGAAAGUCACCACCUACAAAGUACCCUACUCCCCCUGUAAAGCCACCAACCCCAGUAAAGUCACCUCCAAUGGCGUCACCCCCAGUCAGGCCACCACCACCAGUGUCGUCGCCUCCAAUGGCGUCACCCCCAAUCAGUCCACCAACACCAGUGCCAUCGCCUCCUAUGAAUUCUCCCCCCGUCACGCCAACAACCCCAGUGUCAUCACCACCAAUGGCGUCGCCACCUGUGAGGCCACCGUCGCCAGUGCCAUCCCCUCCAAUGGCGUCGCCUCCAGUAAGACCCCCAACGCCAAUGACAUCCCCUCCAAGGGCCUCGCCUCCAGUAAGACCCCCAACGCCAGUGUCAUCCCCUCCAAUGGUGUCCCCCCCUGUGAGGACACCAACCCCAAUGUCAUCGCCGCCAAUGGCGUCACCCCCUGUGAGGCCACCAACCCCAGUGGCAUCGCCUCCAAUGAUAUCAACCCCAGUAAUGCCACCAACCCCAGUCCAAUCUCCUCCAAUGACAUCACCCCCCGUCACGCCAGUGUCAUCCCCUCCAGUGAUAUUGCCCCCAAUCAGGCCACCAACAUCCCCGCCAAUGGCGUCGCCUCCUGUGAGGCCACCAGUCCCAAUAUCAUCUCCUCCAACAGCUUCUCCCCCUGUGAGACCACCACCGCCAGUUUCAUCCCCGCCAGUGAACCCACCAACCCCAAUGUCAUCCCCGCCAGUGAACCCACCAACCCCAAUGCCAUCUCCGCCAAUGGGGUCACCUCCUGUGAGGCCGCCAACCCCAAUGUCAUCGCCUCCUAUGACUUCACCUCCAAUAAGGCCACCAACGUCAGUUUCAUCCCCGUCAGUGAACCCACCAACCCCAAUGUCAUCCCCUCCAGUGAACCCACUAACCCCAGUGUCAUCUCAGCCAAUGGGGUCACCUCCUGUGAGACCGCCAACCCCAAUGUCAUCGCCUCCUAUGACUUCACCUCCAAUAAGGCCACCAACGCCAGUUUCAUCCCCGCCAGUGAACCCACCAACCCCAAUGUCAUCCCCGCCAGUGAACCCACCAACCCCAGUGUCAUCUCCGCCAAUGGGUUCACCUCCUGUGAGGCCGCCAACCCCAAUGUCUUCGCCUCCUAUGACUUCACCUCCAAUAAGGCCACCAACGCCAGAGUCAUCGCCUCCAAUGGUAUCUCCCCCUAUUACGCCAUCAACCCCAAUGCCAUCGCCGCCAACACUGUCACCCCCUGUAAGGCCACCGACGCCAGUGUCAUCCCCUCCAAUAUCAUCUCCUCCAGUAAGGCCACCGAUGCCAAUGUCAUCACCUCCAAUGGCGUCGCCUCCAAUAAGACCACCAACGCCAGUGCCAUCUCCUCCAAUGGCGUCCCCCCCUGUGAGGCCACCAACAUCCCCGCCAAUGGCAUCCCCUCCUGUGAGGCCACCAACAUCCCCGCCAAUGGCAUCCCCUCCUGUGAGGCCGCCAACCCCAGUGUCAUCACCUCCAAUGACUUCACCCCCAAUAAGGCCACCAACGCCAGUGUCACCGCCUCAAAUGGUAUCGCCCCCUGUUAGGCCACCUACCCCAUUGCCAUCGCCGCCAACAUCAUCACCCCCUGUGAGGCCACCGACGCCACCGACGCCAGUGUCAUCCCCUCCAAUAGCGUCGCCUCCAGCAAGGCCACCAACGCCAGUGUCAUCACCUCCUGUGGCGUCGCCUCCAAUAAGACCACCAACGCCAGUGUCAUCCCCUCCUAUGUCGUCGCCCCCUGUGAGGCCACCAACCCCAGUACCAUCCCCCCCUAUCAGGCCGCCGACCCCAGUGCCAUCCCCACCAAUAAUGUCUCCGCCUAUCAAGCCACCAACACCAGCAUCAUCUCCGCCAAUGUUAUCUCCGCCUGUCACGCCACCAACUCCAAUUCCAUCACCGCCAACGGCGUCUCCGCCUGUCACGCCACCAACACCAAUGCCAUCACCGCCAACGGCGUCUCCGCCUAUCAAGCCACCAACGCCCGUGUCACCACCACCUAUUAAGCCACCAACGACGGUACCACCACCACCUAGUAAGUGUCCAAUAGAUGUGUUACAAUUAAAGGUGUGUGGCAAUGUAUUAAGUAACUUGCUUGGACCCUUGCUUGGCUCCCGACAAAAGAACCAAUGUUGCUCUAUCAUUAACGGGUUGGCUAAUCUCGAUGUUGAAGUAUGUCUCUGCACCGCCGUCAAAACUAAUAUUUUGGGAAUUAACCUUAAUAUCCCAAUCUCCUUGAAUUUGUUACUCACCACCUGCGGCAAAAGGGUACCCGCCUUCCGGUGUUCUUAGUCGUGAGUUCUUAGUUGGAUUGUGAUGGGUGUCAUCACAAGUAUUAUUUCCAAAUUCCUGCUUCUAAGUAGCCCAAUAAAGUUUAAUACAUAAUUCUAUAUGUAAUUCUAUGUUAUGUAUUGUUUUGUUUUUGUUGGAGAUUAAGGCCAGGCCUAAUAUUGUAGUAACGUUUUACAUUAAAGUAGAAAAACAUACAUGGUUUUUCUGGAAUAAAACAUUAAUAUGUUUAUUGAAGUCACUGCAAUUAAAUGCGUGAUUGGA